GAGUGUUAAAAAUGGUUUGUCAUUUGAUACAUUCUGGGCUAAAUAAAACACUUUGUCCUCAUUGGCAUAGAAGGUGUCAACACCGUGAGUUGCCAAUCCUGACCACUCAUCGAAGCGCUGUCUUUGAGAGUGAAAGAUGUCAUCCAUCUUUCCAGCUGAUAAAGCUGUUAAUGGAUCACCUCCAUCUUGUGAGCACUCUUCUGACUUGAUUGGUCUAGGCCAGGAUGGAUGUGUGACCCAGGGUCAGGAGCAGAUGUUGGGCUCUGAACUUGGUCUCAUGGAGAUGACAGACAAUGAAUGUUCACAUCUUCAGCACCUUAUCCAAGCACACAUGGAGGUCCAUGCUGGACCUUUAGAAGAGCCAGAUGCCAGACCUCAUCCAGCUACAGUGAUGGUUAAAGAAACCACUGGUUCUACAGUGAUUUAUCCCCUCAUGUCUACUCAAGCCAUUGAUUUGUCAACUUCCAGCGAUGACUACAGUCUGGUGAUGUCAGGGGAGAAGACACCAGUCACCUAUGGGGAUGUUCCAAGUUUUGUGCUAGCCAGAAUCAGAGAUGAAGAAAGCCUGACUGAACCACCUGCCAAAAAGGUGAAAUCUUCACAGUAUCGAUCCAGAGUAGCUGCUAGAGUUUGUCUGGAGAAAAGAUUUGACAGCAUGUGUGCUGAAACCACACCUCAAGACAUUCACUCUGCUGUUCUCAACAAUUUUUUGACCGCACUUCAAUAUAGGGCAGAGGCUCAGGAAGUGGUCAUGCAUCCUCAAAAUCAGAAGCGGAUGAAAAAUGAGAAAGCAAAUCCUUUUGAAGUUUCUAGCUCAUAUGUUGCGGAUACUUUUGACCAAGUAACCAACAUUUGCAGUCAGGUUAUUGCUAAUAUGGUUGUACCCAACAAACCUCAGAGUUUAAUCAUGCCCAAGAGUUUUUCCUUCAAUUUUCACUCAGAGAGUCCUCAAACGGUCUAUGCCAACAGCAGCAUCCCUAGAACAGAGUUGGUUAAAAUGAAAACGAAUGUGACAAAACCUGCUCGAUCUUCUGUGCCACUCAGCCAGCGCAGGGAGAGACACAACAGCAAGGAGAGGGAGCGCAGGAAGAGAAUCCGCUUGUAUUGUGAUGAGCUGAACACAAUGGUGCCGUUCUGUAACUCUGAUACCGACAAAGCCACCACCCUGCAGUGGACCACGGCUUACCUGAGAUACAUCAAUAAAACAUAUGGAAACACCUUCAACGAGGAGUUUCAGAAGGUCUUCACUCGUGGGAGAGGAGGCUUUCUUAAAUCCAUCUUUUCUCCAGCUCAGCUUCUAAUUAAUCAAGAGAUGGACGAGACACUGAGCAUUCCUCUUGCAGCUGAACAAUGAACUCCUCUGCCUUUAAAAAUUUACUGACAAUACAAGCAUUUUAUUUGAACCUUAAAACGUCUGCCUGAGCCUGUGAGGCUCUGCUGAGAAGGUUUUACAUUUUUUAUGCCAAAAAACGUGUCUUUGACUACUUUAGAGUGUCUCAGGAAGUGGAUGGUUUUCAGUACCAGACUGUUUCAUGCUCAGAAAUGUCUUUGCAGCUGAAUGUGAAGAACACAUUGUCACAAUAUUUGAACUGGCGUACUAUUUCUUCUGGCAGAUAUACAAGACAGUUUAGGAGGAGAGGUUUUUUUACACAGGUGGUGCUGUUUCCCUUUUAAAAUGCAGAGGCAAUUAAAUAGGCUGAUAGUUCAGGAAUAUUUGCAUCUUUUAUAACUGAUGCUCACUGUUUUUUGGAAUAGUUUUUCUCUACUAAAUGUUCUUAAGCUCACUACAUUCCUGCAUCUCGUCUUUAUUUAUUGAGUAAAGCAAGAAAAAUGUGAUUGUAAUUGAUGAGGUUAUUUGACUAUUCUGAAGUGCACUGUUCAUUUGAUGUGUAGAGAAGAGUAAUGUUUUACUGAAAAGUGGCUUUAUUUGUUCUUUCUUACAACAUGUCGCUGUAGCAUCUUACUGUACAUACAACAGUCACCCACAAAUAAUAAAUAGUA
Melanotaenia boesemani (Boeseman's rainbowfish) is the source of this 2001-nucleotide messenger RNA. RefSeq names its product transcription factor-like 5 protein. Gene Ontology annotation, cellular component: nucleus. Gene Ontology annotation, molecular function: DNA-binding transcription factor activity, RNA polymerase II-specific; protein dimerization activity; RNA polymerase II cis-regulatory region sequence-specific DNA binding. The coding region runs from base 137 to 1354 and encodes 405 amino acids. The record is from RefSeq and is a predicted model, not a curated record. Lineage: Eukaryota; Metazoa; Chordata; Actinopteri; Atheriniformes; Melanotaeniidae. Gene Ontology annotation, biological process: spermatogenesis; regulation of DNA-templated transcription. The transcript is spliced from 7 exons.